ACAAAUUAAGUGGAGCAGCCCGGUGAAAGGGAAGACAGAGUGCCUCUCAUCCCAGAACUGCCGAAGAGGACUAGUGAUGGCGCUACCAUGGAUGCUUGUCCUGUGCGCCGUGUCGGUCAAAUCCUCGUUUCAGCCCGCCCUGGUGCUAGAAACGGCCAAGAUUCUCUCGGAAAACUACUGUCUCCCUGAGAAUCUGGUUGGGAUGCAGGGAGCCAUCGAACAAGCCAUCAACAGCGAGGAAAUCCUGCAGAUUUCCGACAGGAAGACCCUGGCGGCUCUGCUCACAGUCGGAGUACAAGGCGCCUUGAACGACCCGCGGCUUACCGUGUCGUACGAACCCAAUUUCGUCCGGGUCGUGCCGCCAAUGCUCCCGUCACUCCGGAGAGAACAACUGAUCCGGCUGGUGAGAAACUCCGUCAAGGUGGAUAUUCUGGAAAACAAUGUUGGGUAUUUGCGGAUAGAUGACAUCAUUGGGGAAGAGACGGCGGCCAAACUUGGCUCACUGUUGCGGGACAACAUUUGGGACAAAAUUGCUCACACAUCCUCACUUAUCUUCGAUCUGAGGUACAGCACGGGCGGAGAGCUCUCGGGAGUUCCGUUCAUAAUCUCCUAUUUCUCUGACCCUGAGCCCCUCGUCCACAUUGACACAGUAUACGACAGGCCUUCGAAUACAACCAAGGAGCUAUGGACCACUGCAUCAAUAAUGGGCGAACGUUAUGGAAAGAAAAAGGACGUUGUUAUUCUAACAAGUAGGCGCACUGUUGGAGCUGCUGAGGCCGUGGCAUAUACACUAAAAAACCUUAAGAGAGCAAUUACUGUAGGAGAAAGGUCUGCUGGUGGGUCGGUGAAAGUUCAAAAGAUUAAAAUUGGCCAGUCCGACUUUUACAUAACAGUUCCUGUGGCAAGAUCGGUUAAUCCGGUCACAGGUCGGAGCUGGGAAGUCAGCGGAGUUUCUCCGACAGUUAAUGUCGCUGCUAAAGAAGCUGUCACGAAGGCCAAAUUGCUUCUGGUUGUAAGGAGUACCAUUCCUAAAGUCAUUCAAAGUAUCUCAGACAAAAUCACGAAGUUGUAUGCUUUCACUGAAAGAGUUCCAGCCCUGCUACAACAUUUGCAGUCAACAGACUUAUACUCCGUUGUAUCCGAAGAGGACCUAGCAUCCAGAAUCAACCAGAACCUCCAGACUGUGUCAGAAGAUCCACGACUGCUCAUCAGAUACACGCAAGACCACGGUGCCAUUGCAGAAGAGGAUCCUGGGCUUUAUAAAGUAUCAGAGAGUCUAGAAUUAUUAAAGGCAUAUACCGAUAAAGAAUUCAAAGUGGAAAUUCUUCCAGGAAAUACAGGCUAUCUGCGCUUUGACAAAUUAAUUGAGACACCUGCAAUAGCUGAACUAGAGAAGUUCAUGGCUCAGAAGAUAUGGGAACCCCUCAAAAAUACUGAUAACUUGAUUAUCGAUCUGCGCAACAAUACAGGGGGAUCAUCUAACUCUCUUGCUCUUAUAUUGUCUUAUCUUCACGACUCCUCCCAGAAGCAUCACUUUUUCACUACAUAUGACCGAACUCAGAACACGACAACAGAGCACAACUCUUUGGCCAAAGUCACGGGCCCAACAUAUGGCUCUAAGCGGGGUGUUUAUGUCUUAACCAGCUACUACACUGCAAGCGUCUGGGAAGAGUUUGCUUACCUGAUACAAUCCUUGCAUUGUGGCACAGUUAUUGGGGAGAUAACAUCUGGUACACUGAUGCAUUCAAAGACCUUCAAAAUAGAAGACACGGAUAUUUUAAUAACUGUCCCUUUCAUAAACUUUAUCGACAAUAAUGGGGAAUGCUGGUUGGGAGGUGGCGUGGUCCCUGAUGCUAUUGUCUUAGCUGAGGAUGCUAUUGAUUAUGUUCAUGAAAUUGCGGCGUUCCACAGAGGUCUCCAGUCCCUCAUAGAAAGGACUGGAGACUUGUUGGAAAAAUACUACGCAAUCCAUGAUGUUGCACAACACGUUAGCAAUGUGCUCUUAAGUAAAUGGGCUGAUGGGCUGUACCGGUCAGUGGUUGACUUUGAAUCUUUAGCGUUUCAGUUGACAGAAGACCUCCACGAGAGUUCAGGUGAUCACCGCCUGCAUGUCUUCCAUUGCGAUGUGGAACCUGGGUCAGCUCACGACGUCCCUAAGAUCCCUACAGCUGAAGAGGCUGGAUAUAUCAUCGAUGCUCUGUUUAAAACUGAACUGCUGCCAGGGAACAUUGGCUAUCUGAGGUUUGACAUGAUGGCAGACAUAGAGGUGGUAAAAACCAUUGGUUCUCAGCUCAUAAAAUUAGUGUGGAACAAAAUAGUAAACACAGAUGCUCUCAUAAUUGAUAUGAGGUUCAACACUGGUGGUUAUUCAACAGCAAUUCCUCUAUUAUGCUCCUAUUUCUUUGACACUGAACCUUUGCAACAUCUUUAUACUGUUUUCGACCGCACCACAAACAACAUGACUAAAGUCAUGACUUUGCCUCACAUAAGGGGUAAGAGAUAUGGAUCCUCAAAGGACCUCCUCAUCCUCACUAGUCACAUGACCGGGUCAGCAGCUGAGGUGUUCACUCGCACCAUGAAGGACUUGGAUAGGGCCACAGUUAUUGGGGAGCCGACAAUUGGAGGGUCUCUGUCCAGUGGAACCUACCAGAUCGGGGAUAGUGUCCUGUACGCUUCCAUUCCUAACCAGGUAGUUUUAAGUCCCACCACUGGAAAAGUGUGGAGCUUUUUAGGGGUGGAACCUCAUGUUGUUGUCCAGGCAAAAAGGUUCAUGCCAAAACAGUGUCAUUUGUCAAAGAACCACUUGAGGAAGGAGGUUCAGCUGCCUGAUUUCCAGUUUACUCGCUUUUGUCAGACAGAACUGACAAACAUGGCAAGGAUUCUCUUUCUUGUUAUUUCUUUGCUUGUUUUGGGGAAUGUUUCCUCCUUCUCAACAAGCCUCAUUGAAGAUCUGGCAAAAAUUGUCAUGGACAAUUACUGCUCCCCCGAGAAGCUCGUGGGGAUGAAAGAGGACAUCCAGGCUGCCACAACCAACACAGAGGUCCUCACCAUCCCAGAUGCCGACUCAUUGGCCAACGUUUUAACAAGUGGAGUCCAGACUACGGUCAGCGACCCACGCGUGAAGGUCUCUUUUGAGCCAAGCUACGUUCCAGUUGUCCCUCCUCAAUUUCCUCAGCUGCCUCCCGAGCAGCUUCUCGCAGUCCUCCAGACCUCCAUAAAGCUAGACAUCCUGGAUGGCAACAUCGGCUACAUGAGGAUCGAUCACAUCCUCGGGGAGGAUGUCGCUGAGAAGGUUGGCCCAUUGCUUUUAGACCUAGUCUGGAAUAAAAUUCUGCCAACCUCAGCACUGAUCUUCGACUUGCGCUACACUGGCAGCGGGGAAGUGUCCGGAAUCCCCUACAUCGUUUCUUACUUUACAGAAGCAGAGCCUCAGAUUCACAUCGACACCAUUUAUGACCGCCCCUCAAACACUACGACUAAGCUGUACUCUAUGACAACGCUGCUGGGACAGAGGUAUGGCGUGACCAAGCCUCUGGUUGUGCUUACAAGCAAAAACACAAAAGGCAUUGCUGAAGACGUGGCGUACUGCCUCCAAAAUCUGAAGAGAGCCACCGUUGUAGGGGAAAAGACCGCUGGGGGUUCAGUGAAAGUCGAAAAAUUCAAAUUGGGUGAAACUCCAUUCUACGUUACUGUGCCCACUGCAAAGUCCAUCAACCCAAUUACAGGCUCCACCUGGGAGGUCACGGGCAUGACCCCAGAUGUGGAAGUCAAUGCCGAGGAUGCGCUUGCCACCGCCAUCAAGAUCAUCAAUCUCCGAGCCGAAGUUCCCGCCAUCAUUGAUGAAUCAGCUAUCCUGAUUGCCAACAACUACGCCUUUGAAAAUGUCGGGGCAGAUGUUGCUGAAAAGCUGAAAGAGCUCCUGGCAAAUGGCGAGUUUAGCAUGGUAACCUCCAAGGAGAGUCUGGAGGAAAAGCUUUCUGCUGAUCUAAGCACAAUUUCAGGAGACAAGACCUUGAAAACCACCAGCAAUGUCCCAGCCCUACCACCCGUGGAUUAUACACCCGAGAUGUACAUUGAGCUGAUCAAAGUUUCCUUCCACGCCGACGUGUUCGAAAACAACAUUGGCUACCUUCGCUUUGACAUGUUUGGGGACUUUGAAGAGGUCAAACCUAUUGCCCAGGUCAUUGUUGAGCAUGUUUGGAACAAAGUACUCAACACAAAUGCCCUGAUCAUUGACCUUAGGAACAACAUUGGUGGUCCUACUACGGCCAUCGCAGGCUUCUGCUCAUACUUCUUUGAUGCCGACAAGCAAAUUUUGCUGGACAAGCUCUACGACAGACCAUCUGGUACCACCAUAGAGCUCCUGACCCUCCCUGAGCUCACUGGCACGAGGUAUGGCUCCAAGAAAAGCCUCAUCCUCCUGACCAGCAAGAUCACUGCAGGUGCAGCGGAGGAGUUUGUGUACAUCAUGAAGAAACUGGGCCGGGCCAUGAUCAUCGGAGACACCACCGCCGGAGCCUCCCACCCGCCAAAGACCUUCGCCGUGGGAGACAGCGGCAUCUUCCUCAGCAUCCCGACCGUCCACUCGGACACGACAGGUGGGCCGGCCUGGGAGGGAGCUGGCGUCCUACCUCAUAUUCCAGUCCCGGCCGACGCUGCCCUCGAGACAGCCAAGGGUAUCCUCAACAAGCACUUUGCGGGCCAGCAGUAAACCACAUCCUGAACAAACCAGGGGGGAGACGCCUUUUUUCACUUUUGCUUUGGCGGCCGGAGGGUCUCACGAAUCUGGGCUUGUUCAAGGAGAAAGUGUAAUCUGUUAUUAAUGCCUUCUUAGGGUAUGUAGAGCAAAGUUACGGCAAUAUUGUCGGUAGUCGUUACGCCUGUUCAUAGUUACUUUGACUCUGGUUUGUGGGAGUGAAUGGCAAUGAAAAGUCAACUUGUUUCCUUUUGUCAGCAGAGUAUGUCGGACACGAGCUGCAAUAGCAGAGCAACUUUAAAAAGACACGGAACGAAUUCAGCAAAUGUAUGAAAAUAUGCUUUCAAAACGAGAUUGCUUUUCGCGUGUAAUGCUGGAUGUUUGGAAUUGAGGCCUUUGAAAAGCCGUCAGUUUGUUAGGUGGGGCACCACCUCAGAUGACGUCUUCAUUUUGGAUGAAACUGCAUGUGCAACAUGUCAUGUGGACCUUCUGGGGUUGUAUCAAUUACACUGAAAUACAAUUAAAAAAAGACAACUGAAAUACAAAGCUCA
Molecule: messenger RNA, 5247 nt
Organism: Menidia menidia (Atlantic silverside)
Lineage: Eukaryota; Metazoa; Chordata; Actinopteri; Atheriniformes; Atherinopsidae
Source: the annotation of a GenBank genome assembly